AUGAGAAAGAACUCUUCAUUUUUCCAUCUAUUCCUCAGCUUGGCUCUUCUACUGGGCCAAGCCAAACCCGACCCGGAUCCACUUCAAGACUACUGCAUAGCAGAUACCAUAACCCCUGGCUCAUUUUACUUCAAUGGUGCACCCUGCAUUAAUCCAAAGCAUGCACUCCCCUCCCAUUUCACCACAUCAGUUCUAUCCAAGCCAGGAAACACAAAGGCCAACCCUUUCGGCUUCAACGUAACUCUAACCAACACGCUCAACUUACCAGGCCUCAACACCUUGGGCUUGACCAUGGCCCGAGUUGACAUAGCAGCCAAUGGGCUUGUCCCUCCACACUUACACCCACGGGCCUCGGAGGUAACCACCUGCCUCAAGGGCCUGCUUCUUGUGGGCUUUGUGGACACAUCUAACCGUGUUUUCACCCAACAAUUAAGGCCUGGUGAGUCAUUUGUCUUCCCAAAGUCUCUCAUUCAUUUUCUGUACAACUAUGAUUCAAGGGCUCCGGCAGUGGCAUUGUCCGGUUUGAGUAGCCAGAACCCUGGUGCACAGAUUGUGUCACUUGCCACAUUCACUUCAAACCCUCCAAUUGACAAUGAGAUACUGAUGAAAGGUUUUCAAAUUACGGAUCGAGACGUUGCCAGAAUCCGAAAGAACCUAGGAGGUUAAUCGUGUUUCUGACUGAUGACUGACUAAUCAAGCACGACUUGUAUAUUUUAUGCUCCAGAAUAUAGAUGCCAACGGUCAUAUUGCUCUGUUUGUACUUGUCUAUAUGCAAGCCCUAGUCAACCACUAUGUUCGAUGUAUACAAGAAUUAUAAAUGUUCUUCCUUAUUUUUGGUCUCAAGUUGUUUUCAGGAAGUGUGAAGCAUGUGUACAGCUGCGCAACAAAUCAGUGUACUAACCGUAAGACUAGUAACACUAAUAAAAUCGG
This is a messenger RNA of Fragaria vesca subsp. vesca, 930 nucleotides long. RefSeq names its product germin-like protein subfamily 1 member 1-like. Gene Ontology annotation, molecular function: manganese ion binding. NCBI's taxonomy places the organism in Eukaryota, Viridiplantae, Streptophyta, Magnoliopsida, Rosales, Rosaceae. Gene Ontology annotation, cellular component: cell wall. The transcript has a single exon. Bases 1 to 666 code for a protein of 221 amino acids. The record is from RefSeq and is a predicted model, not a curated record.